CUGGUUCUGGUUCUGGUUCCUGUGCGGCGUUCAGAUGGUGUGCGGUGUUUCGCACACUUUAACGUGACCUCAGGUGUGUGUGACGAGGAGCUGGGAGAGGUCGGCAAAGACAGCUGCUGUCAGAACCCGGCGUACGGUUACCUAGCAACAGACGGAGUGUGUCAGUUCUGUGGCCCUUCUGUCUGGAGCCCCUGGUCCUCCUGGUCUCCCUGUAAUGUCCUCUGUGGGGACGGAGUGAGACAGCGCCGCAUGAAGUGUUUCAGCAUCAACCAAUCAGAGUGCGAGAACGACCGACUGCAGACCGAGCCGUGCAGCGGAACCUGCUGCGACGCCGGGUGGAGGCCGUGGACGGACUGGUCUCACUGCUCCGUCACCUGUGGAGGACUCGGCCUCCGGAAGAGAGAGAGAGUCUGCUCCAGUAGUCCUGAGUGUCUCUCGUCCUGCAGUGGUCCUUCAGAAGAGACACAAGCCUGUGAGGUGACCAGCGCCUGUCCAGUUCAUGGUGGAUGGUCCCUUUGGUCCGGUUGGUCCAGCUGUUCUGCUUCCUGUAUUGAUGACCGGCGCCGCGGUGUCCCCGUCCCCACCAGACAGCGCCGGCGGUCCUGCUCCGACCCCGCCCCAUCCACCGACACGCCGGUCCCCGGUAACCGUUGCCCUGGAGACGACUCGGAGCUGCAGGACUGCAGCGAGCUCCCGAACUGUCCCGUGGACGGCCACUGGGGGGCGUGGUCUCCACCGGGCCCGUGUUCCGUCACCUGUGGGGCGGGGCUUCAGCUGUCCAACAGGAAGUGCGACAGUCCCACUCCGAAACAUGGCGGCCGGUACUGCGAGGGACAGAGCAGCCAGACCAGCGUGUGUGAGAGUCCCUGUCCAGUGGACGGGUUCUGGUCUGGAUGGACCGUCUGGACCGAGUGCUCGUCUCCCUGCGUUCCGGACGCCGGCGCCUCGGUGAGGAUCCGCCGCCGCUCCUGCACUAACCCCGCCCCCUCCGCCAACCCGCCGGGCGGAGGUUGCCACGGCGACGACAGUCAGCGGGAGGACUGCGUCCAGCUGCCCCCCUGCCCGGUGGACGGGGCCUGGGGGUCCUGGUCGGAGUUCUCUCCCUGUCCCGUCACCUGUGGGGCGGGGCUUCAGGCGUCCGUCCGGCGGUGCGAUAGCCCCGCCCCCAAACACGGCGGCCGCCCGUGUCCCGGGGAAGACCGCCGGACCCGCGUCUGUCUGACGGACGUCCACUGUCCAGUGGACGGGGUCUGGAGCGACUGGACCCCCUGGGGGGACUGCCACAACCCGUACCGCAAGAUCACCUGCAGGACGGAGUUCGGACGCCAGACCCGGGAGCGCUUCUGUCUCCACCGGGACCACGGCGGCGCCAUCUGCAGCGGGGACCUGCAGGACCGGCGCCACUGCUACGACGUCCAGGGCUGCCUGGUGCCGGGCCGCUGGGCCUCCUGGGGAUCUUGGGGUUUCUGCCAGAGGAAUUGUGGGUCGGCUCGGAGGGUCCGGCAGAGAGUCUGCGAGCCGGACUACAGCAAGUACAGGCAGCAGAACUUCGCCUUCUUUGGGAGACCGCUGAUCGACUGUGGAGAUCCUCCAGAGGACGGGAAGUUCCAGACCCAGCCCUGUCUCAACCUGCCGCCCUGUCCCUGA
This is a messenger RNA of Salarias fasciatus (jewelled blenny), 1647 nucleotides long. RefSeq names its product properdin-like. Lineage: Eukaryota; Metazoa; Chordata; Actinopteri; Blenniiformes; Blenniidae. The record is from RefSeq and is a predicted model, not a curated record. The annotation marks the transcript as partial. The transcript is spliced from 10 exons.